CGCCCCGUCCCUCCUCUUUCCUCGGAGGAAACUUUCCGCCGGCCGAUCCGUCAGCCCGAGUUCGGCCCGCGCUGCUGCGGCCUGGUAGCCGAGCCGGGCGGACAGGCAGGCGGGCGACCGGGACCGGACGGGGCGGGAGCGGCCGGGCCCGGGUGUCUGCGGCCGCCGGACGUGCCGGGGCCGGGCAGCAGGGGAGCGGGGCGCUGACGGGUGGAACCUGGCUGGGACUGUCCUUCCAGGGAGCGGAGCUGCCCCGAGGAAGAAGCGAGUCGGCAGGGUUGGCUCUAGAGAGGGCGAAGGAUCUGACCUUGCUGACCUCGCAGGCUGACAGGGGAGCUGCGCCCCCAGAGAAACAUGGAUGCCCCCCGAAGGGACAUGGAGUUGCUCAGCAACAGCCUGGCGGCCUACGCGCACAUCCGCGCUAACCCCGAGAGCUUCGGCCUCUACUUCGUGCUGGGCGUCUGCUUUGGGCUGCUCCUCACCCUGUGCCUGCUAGUCAUCAGCAUCUCCUGUGCACCCCGCCCGCGGCCCCGGGGCCCCGCCCCGCGCCGGGACCCCCGCAGCAGCACCCUGGAAGCCGAGGAUGACGAGGAGGACGACGACGAGGAGGACACAGUGACGCGGCUGGGCCCCGACGACACGCUGCCGGGCCCCGAGCUGUCCGCGGAGCCCGAUGGGCCCCUGAGCGUCAACGUCUUCACUUCUGCGGAGGAGCUGGAGCGGGCCCAGCGGCUGGAGGAACGGGAACGGAUUCUGCGAGAGAUCUGGCGCACCGGCCAGCCGGACCUGCUGGGCACCGGCACCCUGGGGCCCAGCCCCACGGGCACGGGCACCCUGGGCCGCAUGCACUAUUACUGACCGGCCCCACUCGCGCUGCGAGAUGCUCAGCGUCCAGGACAUGCGUAGGGGCUCGGAGCUGCCCCAGGACCUUUGGACUGCCCCUGCCCACGGUGCUAUGGAGGCCCCGCCCCCACGGCUCCCCUGGUGCUAUCGGGCCUGGAUUCUGGCCCUCUGGGAGACACCCUUCCCUAGUCCAGCCAGAAGGGCCUGGGGUAGGGUAGGACGCAGGGUCCCCUUCCCCUCUCUGGGGGACGGUUAAGAGGUGACGUGACCAAUGAAAGCUGCAUUCUCAGUGA
This is a messenger RNA of Cervus elaphus (red deer), 1136 nucleotides long. RefSeq names its product eva-1 homolog B (gene EVA1B). The record is from RefSeq and is a predicted model, not a curated record. The coding region runs from base 355 to 858 and encodes 167 amino acids. The transcript has 3 exons. NCBI's taxonomy places the organism in Eukaryota, Metazoa, Chordata, Mammalia, Artiodactyla, Cervidae.